This is a messenger RNA of Papaver somniferum (opium poppy), 591 nucleotides long. Its product is annotated as putative receptor-like protein kinase At3g47110. Bases 1 to 591 code for a protein of 196 amino acids. The record is from RefSeq and is a predicted model, not a curated record. Lineage: Eukaryota; Viridiplantae; Streptophyta; Magnoliopsida; Ranunculales; Papaveraceae. Gene Ontology annotation, biological process: protein phosphorylation. The transcript has 2 exons. Gene Ontology annotation, molecular function: protein kinase activity; ATP binding.
AUGACUUUACUUCGCAUACAUAAUGAAUGUGCGAUAUUUCACUCCUACACAAGUAACGUCUUACUUGAUGAUGAUAUGAAUGCUCAUGUUGGCGACUUUGGAUUAGCAAAGUUUUUUGGUGGAGUCAUCACCAAUGUUGAAUCUGAAUAUCAUACAAAUAGUACUUCAAUCGGUAUUAGGGGCUCAAUUGGAUAUGCUGCUCCAGAGUACGAAAUGGGUAGUGAAGUAUCGACAAAAGGAGACGUUUACAGCUACGGUAUCAUGUUGCUAGAGAUGUUUACAGGAAGGAGACCUACUGAUGACAUGUUUGAAGAUGGUUAUAAUCUUCACAGCUUCGCUACGAACGCUCUUGUUACUGAUGGAGUUUUACAGAUUGUUGAUCCUGCACUAAUUGUUCCUACACAUCUCCAAGAAGUUAAAAUCAAUGAUGAGGCAGAAGCUAAGAUGUCCAAGGCUUUGACAUGGGUUUUGAAACUUGGUGUUGGAUGUUCCAAUGACUCGCCCACACAACGGUUGGAAAUGGUACAGGUCGUGAGAGUGUUGCAGUCAAUUAAGAACACUUAUCUCCUGGAUUUGGAUAUGGAACUAUAG